AUGUUUUUAAGGUGGCUUGAUUUGACCGUCUGUGACCGAAAUGCUGAGGAUAAAUCUUCAAGUCAUGAGUGUAACCAGCGCAUGAUUCUCCUUUAUGGCAUCGGUAAGGAACGUGAUGAAGCGAGGCAUCAGCUGAAGAAGAUUACCAAAGACAUCCUCAAAAUUCUGAACAAGAAGAGCACUACAGAAAUGGGCGUUGGGGAUGAAGGGCAAAAAGCCAGGAAGACCAAACAAGAAGCAUUUCCAACUCUAGAGACCGUGUUCACAAAACUACAGCAGCUGUCCUAUUUUGAUCAACAUCAGGUGACAUCUCAGAUUUCCAGUAAUGUCCUUGAACAGAUCACAAGUUUUGCCUCGGGAACAUCGUAUCAUCUUCCCUUGGCUCACCAUAUACAGCUCAUCUUUGAUCUCAUGGAGCCAGCACUGAAUAUCAAUGGACUUAUAGACUUUGCAAUACAGCUGCUGAACGAGCUGAGCGUGGUGGAGGCAGAGCUGCUGCUGAAGUCGUCCAGCCUGGCGGGCAGCUACACCACGGGGCUGUGCGUCUGCAUCGUCGCCGUGCUGCGGCGGUACCACGCCUGCCUCAUCCUCAGCACCGAGCAGACCGCGCAAGUCUUUGAAGGGUUGUGUGGGGUGGUGAAGCAUGUCGUUAAUCCCUCCGAGUGUUCCUCUCCAGAAAGGUGUAUUUUAGCUUACCUCUAUGAUCUGUACGUGUCCUGCAGUCACCUGAGGAGCAAGUUUGGAGACCUCUUCAGUAGCGCCUGUUCUAAGGUGAAGCAAAUGAUAUACAGCAACGUUCAGCCUUCAAAUUCCAACUUACUGUGGGACCCCGAGUUCAUGCUGGAUUUUAUUGAGAAUCCUUCUGCUCACAGCAUCAACUACUCGAUGCUGGGCAAGAUCCUGAGUGACAACGCAGCCAACCGCUACAGCUUUGUCUGCAACGCGCUGAUGAACGUGUGCAUGGGGCACCAGGACGCGGGAAGGAUUAAUGACCUAGCAAACCUCUGCGCUGAGCUGACGGCGUGCUGCACAGUGCUGAGCUCAGAGUGGUUAGGGGUUGUAAAGGCUCUUUGCUGCUCUUCAAAUCAUGUCUGGGGUUUCAAUGACCUGCUCUGCAGUGUGGAUGUGAGUGACCUGUCGUUCCACGAUUCCCUGGCCACUUUCGUAGCCAUCCUGAUUGCCCGGCAGUGCUUUUCUCUGGAAGAUGUGGUUCAGCAUGUCGCACUGCCCUCUCUUCUUGCAGCUGCCUGUGGAGAUCCGGAUGCUGAGCCUGGGGCGAGGAUAACCUGUCGGCUACUCCUGCACCUCUUCAGGACCCCCCAGGUCUGUCUCUUUCCCCAGGGAUCAGGGAAAUUAUUUCCUGGAAUUCGUUCUUCUUGCGAUCGUCACCUCUUGGCUGCUGCUCACAAAAGUAUAGAAGUGGGAGCUGUGUUUGCAGUCUUAAAAGCAAUUCUGAUGCUUGGCGAUGCUGAAAUUGGCAGCAACAAUGUCAGCUCCCUGAAGAGCGAAGAUUUUCAUGUGAGAGGCUUACUAGAUGAACUCAAUGAGGAUGAAAUCUGGGGUUCCUCUCACACUCUGAAAUCGUGUGGAAAAGCUGUUUCCAUAGAAACUGCAAGUUUAAGCGAGUAUGCUAGAUACGUGCUAAGAACAAUUUGCCAGCAGGAAUGGGUUGGCGAGCACUGUUUAAAAGAACCUGAGAGGCUGUGCACAGACAAAGAUCUGAUUUUGGAUCCCGUUCUUUCUAACAAGCAAGCACAGAAACUCCUUCAACUUAUCUGUUAUCCACAUGGUAUCAAAGAAUGCACCGAGGGUGACAACCCUCAGAGGCAGCACAUCAAGCGCAUACUUCAGAAUUUAGACCAGUGGACUCUGCGGCAGUCUUGGCUGGAGCUGCAGCUAAUGAUCAAACAGUGCAUGAAGGAGCCUGGUUCUGGGUCUGUGGCUGAAAUGAACAGCUUGUUGGAUAAUAUUGCAAAGGCGACAAUAGAGGUGUUUCAGCAAUCCGCUGAUCUAAACAAUAACUCUUCUAACUCUGGUAUAGGCCUCUUCAGUCCAAACUCUGUUGGAAAUACUGACACAAGUAAUACGAGACAGAAUGGUAAAAAGACAUUCCUAAGUUCCUCUGAGAGGCGCGGAGUGUGGCUGGUGGCUCCCUUGAUUGCCAGACUGCCUACUUCUGUUCAAGGUAGGGUCUUGAAAGCUGCAGGAGAGGAACUGGAGAAAGGUCAGCAUUUGGGGUCAUCUUCUAAGAAGGAAAGAGACAGACAGAAACAAAAAAGCAUGUCUCUCUUGAGUCAACAGCCUUUCCUUUCAUUGGUACUUACUUGCCUUAAAGGACAGGAUGAGCAACGGGAAGGGCUUCUAACAUCACUGCAGAAUCAAGUUAAUCAGAUCCUUAGUAACUGGCGGGAAGAGCGGUACCAGGACGAUGUUAAAGCCAGGCAAAUGGUGCAUGAAGCCCUACAACUUCGUCUUAACUUGGUAGGUGGCAUGUUUGAUACCGUGCAGAGGAGCACCCAAUGGACAACUGACUGGGCACUUCUCCUCCUGCAGAUAAUCACUUCUGGAACUGUUGAUACACAGACCAACAACGAACUGUUCACGACUGUGCUGGAUAUGCUGGGCGUCCUCAUCAAUGGCACACUGGCCUCGGACUUGUCAAACGCUUCCCAAGGAGGGCCUGAGGAAAACAAAAGGGCUUACAUGAAUUUAGUGAAAAAAUUAAAAAAGGAGCUGGGAGACAAGCGGUCAGAAAGCAUCAACAAGAUCCGCCAGCUGCUCCCUUUGCCAAAGCAGACAUGUGAUAUUAUCACUUGCGAGCCAAUGGGAUCCUUGAUUGACACCAAGGGGAACAAAAUUGCAGGAUUUGACUCCAUUGAUAAGAAACAGGGUCUUCAAGUUUCAACAAAACAAAAGGUGUCCCCUUGGGAUUUAUUUGAAGGACACAAAAAUCCUGCUCCUCUCUCCUGGGCAUGGUUUGGUACAGCUCGUGUCGACAGGAAAGUGAUAAAAUAUGAGGAGCAGCAGCAUCUCCUCCUGUACCACACACACCCCAAACCCAAGCCACGGAGUUACUACCUUGAGCCCUUGCCCCUUCCUCCAGAGGAAGAGGAGGAAGAGCCCACCACACCUGUGUCUCAGGAACCAGAAAGAAAGUCAGGAGAACUCUCUGAUCAGGGAAAACAUGCCACGGACGAUGAGAAGAAGAUAAAGGGCAGGAAGCGAAAGUCGAAGUCGAGCUCAAGGGGUGAUGAAUAUCCACAGAACAACAUAUACAGAGUGCCUCCCACUUACUCUUCGCUCUCCUCCCAAAUGAUGCCCCAUCCUCAGCCUUUGUGGGGUUACGGCGUCCUGGGGCAGCCGCAGCAGCCGGGCUUCUUCGGGCAGAGCCAGCCCCUCACACCAGGUGGCUCCAGGUUGGAUCCAGCAGGCUCCUUUGUCCCGUCAAACACGAAGCAAGCCCUGUCGAACAUGCUGCAGCGGCGCUCGGGCACCACCAUGCAGCCCCUGUCUCUCCACGCGCCCGCCCCUCAGCACCAGCUGCUCCAGAUGAAGCUCCUGCAUCAAGAGCAGCAGCAGCAGCUCCUCAGGCAGCAGGUGCAGUCACGGCCCCUCCAACAGAGUCAACCGAUGGACCAAGCUGCUAUUUUCACUCCGCAAGUUCGACCUCCGUCUCAGCUCCCACCGUACCCAGGGUUACAGCCAGCACAGACCAUGCCUCACGGGUACACCAUGUACAGCACGCCGAUGCCUUUGCAGCAGCAGCAGCCU
Merops nubicus (carmine bee-eater) is the source of this 3771-nucleotide messenger RNA. RefSeq names its product mediator complex subunit 12-like (gene MED12L). The record is from RefSeq and is a predicted model, not a curated record. The annotation marks the transcript as partial. Gene Ontology annotation, biological process: regulation of transcription by RNA polymerase II. The transcript has 26 exons. Lineage: Eukaryota; Metazoa; Chordata; Aves; Coraciiformes; Meropidae. Gene Ontology annotation, cellular component: mediator complex. Gene Ontology annotation, molecular function: beta-catenin binding; transcription coactivator activity.